This is a messenger RNA of Fusarium redolens, 653 nucleotides long. RefSeq lists its product as uncharacterized. The coding region runs from base 255 to 533 and encodes 92 amino acids. NCBI's taxonomy places the organism in Eukaryota, Fungi, Ascomycota, Sordariomycetes, Hypocreales, Nectriaceae. The record is from RefSeq and is a predicted model, not a curated record. The transcript has a single exon.
GGCUGUAGUACAGCGGAUACAGUAGCAAGUUACGGUUGUAGCCAUUCAGGCUCCUCGGAGUGAGAUCCGGGGCACAGAAGAGGCCAGCAGUUGCGAUGCUUAUGUAUACCCGAUCAGUACAAGCGCAUCGCGGUAGUUGAGCAGUGUCGGUCCUCUUCUUUACCUUGUUCUUGUUUUAUUGUGUUUCAUGGCAGUUGGAUACCUGCAACAGUCCUGUACUCCGUACAGAGUACUGAGAACGAGAUUGCAGAUGCAUGCACACGCCCUACCACACCUGCACUGCUUUGGGCAGUUGUAGCAGCGUCAGAUUUUCAGCUUCUCUCAUGCAUCUUCUCCCCUUCCAUGCAUGUUGGCUUGGCACGGUGAAUUCGUCAAUUCAACUAAACUCGGCAGAGAAGAGUCGGGGGCGGAGUUACAUUACAGUACAGUACACCGAAAGUGUCCGACGCGACGGAAUAUUUAUAUUCGGUGACGUCAGGGUUUGUAGCGGCGGUGAGGGAUGUGCUGUUACUGUGAUGCAUCUCUGGUGGUGAGUUUGGUUUGGCCUAGUGAUGGUUUCAAGAAGCACAGGGCAUUUCUAGGUACUAAUAGACAGGGGAGAUAGUAACCUCACUUGUAUAUCAUAAUGAACAAAUACUAGAGAGUUAAAGAGA